AUGCAACCCCAAAUCUUAGUUCUGAAGGAAGGGACGGAUCAGUCCCAGGGAAAGCCCCAACUGGUUUCCAACAUCAACGCCUGCCAGCUAGUUGUAGAUGCCGUUCGCACUACAUUGGGGCCGAGGGGCAUGGACAAACUGAUUGUAGACCAUGGAGGAAAAGCCGUCAUAUCUAACGAUGGAGCCACUAUUAUGAAGCUUUUGGAUAUUGUUCAUCCCGCUGCAAAGACCCUCGUUGACAUCGCCAAGUCCCAAGAUGCUGAGGUCGGAGAUGGGACUACAUCUGUUGUGAUACUGGCCGGGGAGCUAUUGAAGCGUUUGAAGCCUUUUGUUGAAGAAGGAGUCCAUCCCCGUAUAAUAGUGCGAGCUGUUCGUAGUGCUGCCAAAUUAGCAGUCGACAAAGUCAAGGAGUUGGCUGUGAAGAUUGAGAGCAAAUCACCAGAAGAACAGAGGGAACUUCUACGCAAGUGUGCGGUAACAGCUAUGUCUUCGAAGCUGAUUCACCAACAGAAAGAUCACUUCUCGAAGAUGGUUGUUGAUGCUGUAUUGUCUCUGGAUGCUCCGCUGUUGCCGUUGGACAUGAUUGGCAUCAAGAAAGUCUCCGGUGGAGCCCUAGAAGACUCAUUCCUGGUGGCCGGAGUGGCUUUCAAGAAGACAUUCUCAUAUGCCGGCUUUGAAAUGCAGCCGAAGAGCUACACAAACUGCAAAAUUGCUCUUCUUAACAUUGAAUUGGAGUUGAAAGCUGAAAGGGACAAUGCCGAGGUCCGAGUGAAUAAUGUAGAGGAAUACCAGAAAGUGGUUGACGCUGAAUGGAGGAUCCUAUAUGACAAACUAGGAGCCCUACAUGCCAGCGGGGCUCAAGUGGUGCUCAGCAAGCUGCCCAUCGGUGAUGUAGCUACACAAUAUUUUGCUGAUAGGGACAUGUUCUGCGCCGGCCGUGUAACAGACGAGGAUCUCCGCCGCACUCAACGCGCGUGCGGGGGCGCAGUCCUAAGUUCGGUGAGGGAGAUCCGCCCGGAGUCGCUCGGCUCGUGCGAGGCGUUUGUGGAGCGCCAGGUGGGGGGCGAGCGGUACAAUGUGUUCACUGGUUACCAAGGGGACUGUGUUCCUGAGGGUUGCCCGGCAGCGAAGACCUGCACUAUUAUCUUGAGAGGUGGAGCCGAACAGUUCUUGGAGGAAACAGAACGUUCCUUACAUGAUGCUAUCAUGAUUGUGAGAAGAACUAUUAAGAAUGAUGCUGUAGUUGCCGGAGGGGGCGCCAUAGACAUGGAACUAUCAAAACACCUCCGUGAUCACUCCAAGAGCAUCGCUGGCAAGGAACAGCUGCUGUUAUCAGCGGUGGCCAGAGCCUUUGAAGCUAUACCGAGACAGCUGUGUGAUAACGCUGGCUUUGACGCUACCAACCUGCUGAAUAAACUGAGGCAGAAACAUCACCAGGGUGAGCCGUGGUAUGGUGUGGACAUCCAGAAGGAGGACAUAGCUGACAACUUUGAGGCCUGCGUGUGGGAGCCGGCUGUAGUGAAGAUUAACGCUAUCACAGCUGCCUGUGAAGCAGCCGCACAGAUCCUUUCCAUCGAUGAGACAAUCAAGAAUGCCAAGAGCGGGGAACCUCAGAUGCCUGGUCGAGGAAUGGGAAGACCGAGGAUGGGUUGA
Danaus chrysippus (African queen) is the source of this 1653-nucleotide messenger RNA. NCBI's taxonomy places the organism in Eukaryota, Metazoa, Arthropoda, Insecta, Lepidoptera, Nymphalidae. The record is from the annotation of a GenBank genome assembly.